Molecule: messenger RNA, 2645 nt
Organism: Photinus pyralis (common eastern firefly)
Lineage: Eukaryota; Metazoa; Arthropoda; Insecta; Coleoptera; Lampyridae
Product: RING finger protein 10
Exons: 9
Coding region: 298-2223 (641 amino acids)
Biological process (GO): positive regulation of transcription by RNA polymerase II
Molecular function (GO): transcription cis-regulatory region binding; metal ion binding
Source: RefSeq, a predicted model, not a curated record
UGUAAGUAUUUGCGUCGCCAUUAUUGCGACUCGUCGCGUUGGUGUUGUCCUAAAAAGAAAAUUCGUCGUGUUCGACGAUAGGGAGGAGAAACUCCCAGGAGUUUAUUUGCAUUUCGUAUAAUCCACUGCGUGAAUUUGAAGAUCAUUCGAAGUUAAUAUUUAAAUUUUCUUUCUUAUCCAGUAUUUAAUAAACAUGGCUUUUUAAAAUGACGUCUUCGAAAUUAUGUGCAACCACUUCUCUUAGAGAAGCAAUUCUCUCAAUUAACCUAGUGAUUGCAAACGCUGGAGGAGCACAACAUGGAAAAAAAGGGAAGUCGACUUGUUCAACCCUCCCAGAAGGUAUCCUCAACUGAUAAAAAAACGCAAGAUGCCAAUAAGUUGUGGCCCCGUGGAUGUCGUCGGAGAGAGCCGAACGGGGGCACGUUUCCGAAGAACGAGACUUUCCGCAAACCGACACCGCAACGUAGUAGGGCGCUCGACAAGCGACCACGGCCGCGCGGACUUUAUUGCUCGGGAGAGGCAGGUGGAGGAGAGGAAUCCGGGCUAGAGCCGUUGAGUCCGGAAUUGGGAUCGGUUUUUCUACAAGGCAGUAAAAAGCAAAGCCUUAAUCAUUUACUUAACUUUCAUUUUAAAUCGGACGACAGCCAUGCGGUCGUGGGACCUCGUCUGAACUUCGCCCUGAAGCACAAGUAUAAGAAGGAGCAAUUCUUGCAGGCAAAUUGUCAGUUUAUUGUUCGAGAGAGCGCCGAUUAUAAGGCCUACAUGAAUAAUCCCGAUGCGCUUGUUGAUUGGGGAUUGAUUGAGCAAGUGAACAUCAGCGUAUUGGAUUUUCCUUCCUGUCCCAUCUGCCUAUAUCCACCAAUUGCCGCCAAAAUGACUCGUUGUGGCCACAUUUAUUGCUGGUCAUGCAUUCUGCAUUAUCUAGCACUUUCUGAUAAAGCUGUACGUAAGUGUCCGAUAUGCUACGAAAGUGUUUCCAAAGAUGAUUUAAAAAGUGUGAUUACCAUUCCACACUCUCUGAGAAAUGUAAAUGAUAACAUCACCUUUAAGCUGAUGAAACGUGCUCGCGCUUCAUUGAUAGCGUACCCUGCAGAUUUUGAAGCGCCCGAUCGAACUAGCCCCUACAGUGUUUCGGAUGAAAUCGUCUCUAACAUUUAUACCAAACUGCUCACAGCAGGGAGACGCGAGGUGUACACUAUAAUUGAUAGAGAGCGGUCUGAAUUGCUACAGCAGCUGGCAGAGGAUAACGACUGUCCAGAAAAAUGCUUUAUAGAGCAGGCGCUCUCAUUGCUCAACGAACGGGGUCAAUUGUACGACUCGCAAACAGCACAUCAAGAAAAUGUCGAUAAUGAGCCUACAUUGAAUCUGCCACCUCCAGAUGAAGAAGGCAAUCCACAAUCCACCAAGCACGUUUACUACUUCUAUCAAGCUACCGAUGGUCAACACAUCUACAUGCAUAACAUCAAUGUGCGUAUGUUGGAGCAUACCUACGGUUCGUUAGAAUUUUGUCCACAAACCAUUACCGGGCGAAUUCUCGAGAAAGAAACGGGUUCAGUUCCCGAAGACAUUCGGAAACGUCAUCGUUACAGGCAUCUUCCUGCAACUUGUCAAUACGAAUUUGCAGAAAUUCAACUGAAAGCCCCCAUAAUCAACGUGGAAACCUUGAUUGCGUUUCGUGACGAGAUCGACGCAAGAUACAAACGGCGUCAGCGACGCCAGCGUGAAGAGAGGAAGCGCGAAAAACUGAUCACAGAGGAAGAAAAUAAAAAAAUGGGAAAAUUUAUCGAAGCGAACAUCCAUUUGGAAUCUCAUCAGGACUUUCCCGAUUUUCAAGUUGCAAUCGCAAUGAGUGAUGAAACCGGACAAAUUUCACCACCCAGCGAACGCAGUUCGUCUCCACUGUCAGUUCAAACUACCGGAUCAUCUCCGCCGAACAACUGUCCUUCAUUCGCGAAAAUGCUUUCCACUAAUAAGUCAUCGACACCCAUCUGGCCCGUGCGAAAAGGCGUACCGAUUCCCAUUAAUAGUGAGCCAGUUUCCGAGGAUUACGCUGUGACGCCUAGUCACAGUCGAAGCUUUGGCGAUGUUCUCGCUCUGGCGCUAGAAAAUGCGUCGUUGCAUUGUGACGAUAACGGUAAUUCGAGAAAAGGUGCCAAGAAAAAGAAGCAAAAAAAGGUUUUAUUCAGCACCUCCAGGACGUUUAGCGGCAACGAUCGCACCUAAACAAAUUUCAUUAUUUGCUUUAAGUAUUCAGUAAAUCGCUUUUUAUUAAUUUAUUGUAAGUGUUACGUGUAGUAUUUUUCUUGGAAGGAAAUGGAGGUAACUACCAAAUGUAGACGUACAAUUUUCAGAAGUGCUGUGCAGUCAUUCUGGCUGUGUAAUCGGUAAUAAAUACAUUGAGGUAUCAUGAGAAUCUGCCAUUAGUCAUUCCAGUUGCUAGUUUAUACAAAUAAUCCUAGUAAGUUUGAUGAUACGAAGACAAGUUCAAUCUGCUGUUCUUGUAGUGGUGUCAUUUAGAAAUUGUCAAAGUGAUCAAUACAUAAUGUUGCAAACUUUAGAUAAGAAUCAUGUACAACGUGGGAUAAGUACACGGUUGUUACAUAGGGGGCGGUUGUUGUUAUGUAAUUAAAUUGAUAUGCCUGGGC